Messenger RNA from Acipenser ruthenus (sterlet), 892 nucleotides. Its product is annotated as tripartite motif-containing protein 16-like. Gene Ontology annotation, molecular function: protein binding. The record is from RefSeq and is a predicted model, not a curated record. The transcript has 2 exons. Lineage: Eukaryota; Metazoa; Chordata; Actinopteri; Acipenseriformes; Acipenseridae. The coding region runs from base 1 to 609 and encodes 202 amino acids.
AUGGAGGAGGGAGCAGAGAUGAGGGAACAGGAAAAUGGAGGAGGGGGAUGCAGCAGGGAUCAUGGAGGAGAGACAAAGAAUUCCUGUCAGCUCACACUGGACCUCAACACAGCACAUAGAAACCUCUGUCUGUCUGAAGGGAACAGAAAGGUGACACGGAGGGGAGAGACCCAGCGAUGUUGUGAUAACCCGAAGAGAUUUGACAGCCGAUCCCAAGUGCUUUGCAGAGAGGGUUUGUCUGGGAUUCGCUGUUACUGGGAGAUUGAGUGCAGUGGGAGAGGGGCUGAUAUAGGAGUCACAUAUAAAGGAAUCAGCAGGAAAGGAGUUGAUCAUUCCAGUCUCCUUGGAUGCAAUGACAAGUCCUGGAGUUUGUCCUGCUCUGAUUCCAGUUACACUGCUUGGCACAAUAACAAUCAAAUUGCAAUAACUGCCCCCCGCUCCCCCAGAAUAGGAGUGUAUCUGGACUUUAAUGCCGGGACUCUGUCAUUUUAUGGCGUUUCUGACACAAUGACCCUCCUGCACAGAUUCCAAACCACAUUCACUGAGCCGCUCUAUCCUGGGUUUUUCGUUUAUUCUAAAUCCACUGUAACAAUCUGCCAAUUGAACUAGACUGGUUUGUGUUGUAAGAAACCCUUUGUAUUGAACUCCCUGUCUGUCCUCUCCACUCCUCGGUUGAAGGGAAUGUUCAAUCUGACACAACUGCGGAGCGAAACUAGGUGAAUUAUUUGUUUUUAGCAACAAAUGGGUUUCAUAUGAAAUAUGUUGAUUGUGCAUAUAUGUGAGGCAAAGUAAUACUUUUGAUUAGAAAGAAGUACAUAUCAGCCUAAUAACAAGGAAAAAUACAUUCCCUUGUCAGCCCGCAGUUUAGCGAAUCCAGCUUAUUAAUAUUCCA